Messenger RNA from Oncorhynchus masou masou (cherry salmon), 378 nucleotides. RefSeq names its product troponin I, fast skeletal muscle-like. Gene Ontology annotation, biological process: cardiac muscle contraction; skeletal muscle contraction. The record is from RefSeq and is a predicted model, not a curated record. NCBI's taxonomy places the organism in Eukaryota, Metazoa, Chordata, Actinopteri, Salmoniformes, Salmonidae. The coding region runs from base 64 to 378 and encodes 104 amino acids. The transcript is spliced from 5 exons. Gene Ontology annotation, cellular component: troponin complex.
CCCACAUCAUUUACUUGUACCUUCACUGGGUUUACAGGAAGUAAAACAAAACGACAGGCCAAAAUGUCUGAUAAAAAGAUGACAACGAGCCGUAAGAACUACCUGAAGAGCUUGAUGCUCCAGAUCGCUGCCGUCUUGCUCGAGGCUGAGGCGGUCGAGGCUGAGGCAGAGAAGGCCAGGUACAUGAAGGAAAACUGUCCUGCCCCAGAAUUCUUGGUAUGCAUGGCAGAGCUCACGGACUUGUGCAAGAAGCUCCAUCAGAAGAUCGAGAGGGUUGAUGAGGAGAGAUACGACAUGUCAACCAAGGUGACCAAGUCCGAGAAGGAGGUGACUAGUUCUACCACUGUUACUCAUAUUAUUAGUCUGAGAAGGAGGUGA